Messenger RNA from Fragaria vesca subsp. vesca, 465 nucleotides. Its product is annotated as transmembrane protein 258-like. The record is from RefSeq and is a predicted model, not a curated record. Bases 106 to 336 code for a protein of 76 amino acids. Gene Ontology annotation, biological process: protein N-linked glycosylation. The transcript is spliced from 4 exons. Gene Ontology annotation, cellular component: membrane-bounded organelle. Lineage: Eukaryota; Viridiplantae; Streptophyta; Magnoliopsida; Rosales; Rosaceae.
CACAGUCAUAACAAGCCACCAAAUACACACCGAGCUUUCCCGAGUCCUCUUCACUCUGUGCGAUCCAAGACCAGAGAGAGCCUCGACGACUUUUCUUCUUCUUCAAUGGCUCCGAAGCCCAUCACCAGUCCCGUGCCGGACGCGUGGUACCCAACCCUAGCCGUCGUCAUGCUCUCCCUCGGCCUCCUCUUCACCGCUUCCUUCUUCAUCUAUGAAGCAACCUCGUCCAGGAAAACCCGCAGUCUUGCUAAGGAGCUUACUACGGGAACUGUGGCCUCUCUCUUCUUGGGUUUUGGAUCCUUGUUCUUGCUGCUUGCUUCGGGUGUUUAUGUCUAAGACUUUGAUCUGAUGAAAUUUUGUUAAGCAAAACUAGAUUUACAUGAUGGAUAUUAUUGUUGACAUCUUUAGUAAACUUGUGGUAUCUUAAAUGAGACAAAUUUCAAUAGACUGGUCUGUCACCUUAUG